AGUGUCAAUUCAACUACGAAGAAGAACAUUGUUCUAAUUUUUUACCGUGAAAACCGAAGAAAACGCUAAAAAGCAUCGUAAAAUCUUUUGCUUUGCAUCCCACUAACAUCUUUGUUCAUGGAUGUUGCCAAUUCCGACCGCGCUCAGAAGACACGACCGAUAAGAAUGGUGAUGUGAGACCGUAGCUUUGAUUAGCUAUGAAUUCAUCACCACAUCCUUCAGCCAGAUCGGAUUCUUUUUCCAACACUUCUACAAUCAGGAUGGCGAUGUCGCCGAGACUGGCGCCGGAUGCCAUCUCCGUCUGCAGCACCACGAGUGCCAUGUCCAGCUGUCCGGACAGGCACGGAUUCUACGGCGGCGCCCAGUUCACGGAGAAGCCCAAGGAGCCGCUGCCGCGCGCUCAGAUCCUGGCGCGCGAGAAGAAGUGGAUCCACAUGAUGGGCAUGUGGAAGGAAUACCUAUCGAAGAACUACAAGAAAGUCCGGGAGCGUUGUCGCAAAGGCAUUCCGCCCUCGGUGAGGCCGAAAGCGUGGUUUUACCUCUCCGGCGGGCAGCUACUACACGAAAAGUACCCCAAUUUAUACGAGGAACUACUGAAGAUGCCGGGAAAUCAGCAAUACAUCGAGGAGAUCAGGAAGGACCAGCACAGACAAUUCCCAUUUCAUGAGAUGUUUCUGGAUGAAGACAAGCCUGGACGCGUGGAGCUGUUCAAUGUCUUGAAAGCCUAUUCAAUCCUGAAUCCGCAAAUUGGCUACUGCCAAGCUCAGGCUCCAAUUGCUGCCUUUCUGCUGAUGCAUUUGCCGGCAGAGCAGGCUUUCUGGUGCUUUGUGAGCGUUUGCGAUAAGUACUUGAAGGACUACUUCAAGCCGGGCAUGGAAAUGCUUCAACGGGACGCGGCAAUGCUGAUGGCUCUGGUCAAGAAAACCUCUCCCAACGUCUACAGACAUCUCCAGAAGCACAAGGUUGAGCCUCUACUGUUCAUGACUGACUGGUUUCUGUGUGCAAUGACGAGAACUCUUCCCUGGGACACGCUGCUCAGAGUCUGGGAUUGUUUCCUCUGCGAGGGCAUCAAGAUCAUCUUCAAGGUGGCCCUCGUGAUUCUGGGCGCUAGUCUCGGGCCGCGAAGUGUCCGGAAGGCCAGCGCAGGUCUCUGUGAGACUCUCGAAGUGCUGCGUUCGCCACCGGAAAAGGUUCUGGAUGAAAACUUCAUCAUGCAUCACGUGUUGAAUAUGAAUAUCUCACGAGAGGACUUUGAACGUGAACAUCAGAAGCAAGCGGAACUGCAUAGGAAAGGCAAAAGCUCGUAGUUUCGCGAGAAAUCUAAUCAUGCUACUUUAUAUUGAAUACCUUAUCAUUCUUUAAACAUUUGUAGUUAAUGCGUUAUCGAUUUAGCAAUUUAAUUUCAUCGAGAAAACAUUUUCGUUAAGUCAGCAUAAUCAGAAAUCACCUUAAACAGAUCAAACGUUCCACUUUCGAAUCUUUCGAGUCAAUUUGUUCUCAACCUCGAAGAAAUCAGAAGAGCAGAAGUCAAUCAAAUAAUCAAUUACAGAAGUAUUUUAUUUAGCUUUUAUACGCUUUGAAUUAUAAUUUAAUCUCUGAGUCCCGAAAAGCAGCAAUCGAAUGAGGCAGAGAUGUAAAAUUAAUGUAAAUAUGAAGAGUAUUUUCUGUGUUUACCAGCUUAAAGGCAUUUUGCAUUUUCUUCUCUAUUUCUAUAUCGUCUACCUAAAUUGUCUAUUGCAAAAAAACGAUAACAGGAGAGAUAACUAAAAUCUAACUUAUUGAGAGAAAAGUCACACUAAAGCCUCCUGUUAACUUAAGAGUACCUUAAAAUUUUACACACAAAUAUCGUAGAUAAAAAUGUAGUGAAAUUUAUCCAAACUUACAAUUGUAUUUUUUGUAAUUUCACAUACAAGACCAUAAUAAUAUAAUAAAUAGAUACAAACAAAA
Messenger RNA from Phlebotomus argentipes, 1947 nucleotides. It is a transcript of the gene wkd, whose product is annotated as TBC1 domain family member whacked. The transcript is spliced from 4 exons. Lineage: Eukaryota; Metazoa; Arthropoda; Insecta; Diptera; Psychodidae. The coding region runs from base 198 to 1307 and encodes 369 amino acids. The record is from RefSeq and is a predicted model, not a curated record.